This is a messenger RNA of Drosophila guanche, 1755 nucleotides long. RefSeq names its product mediator of RNA polymerase II transcription subunit 15. Gene Ontology annotation, cellular component: transcription regulator complex; nucleus. Gene Ontology annotation, biological process: regulation of transcription by RNA polymerase II. Lineage: Eukaryota; Metazoa; Arthropoda; Insecta; Diptera; Drosophilidae. Gene Ontology annotation, molecular function: DNA binding. Bases 558 to 1595 code for a protein of 345 amino acids. The transcript is spliced from 2 exons. The record is from RefSeq and is a predicted model, not a curated record.
GAUUAAUCCACUGCCAUGUGUUCUCUCACUAAAUGAAUAGCAAAAAUUAGACUAGCCACUUACUCUGCCAAAUUCAAUUUAAUUAUAAAACUUCACUAAACAAACGAUAAAGAAUCAACUUCACGGUCCAGCAAAUUCAAGAACAGAACGAAAAUCAGUGGAAGACAAAUAAACGGCAAUUGUUCCAGCAGAGAGAAGAAAAAACAACCGAUAGAGGUCGACUUAUUGAAUGCCCUCUAAUAGGCGAAUCAUCCACAAAUUGCAUUGUACAGUUUAAAAGGACUUACUCUACGACUUACCCGAAUCAAAACACAUUCACUCGACAAACACAUCCACAAUUCUUUAUUACCUGCACCAAAAACACACAAAAAAACAAAAGAAAGGCAACAGCGCCCACAUUGUCACGCACGCCGAACCGAGAAUUCACUUAAGUUUUUGCUUUGCGAGAGAGCGACAUUUUGAGAGAGCGUAACACAAAAGUUGUUCGUUCUCUCUGCGCGGUUUUUGUUGCUGCAGCCGGUCGAUUUUUUACAGUUUGUAUUUAAAAACGCAGGAACAUGGACAUGCACAGGCUGAUCGCUGAAGUUAGGCAAUGGCCGGCUCUCUGGGAUUCCUCCCAUGCGGACCACUCCAACCGCCUGGAGACUCAGCGCCUAUGGAACAACGUGGCCGAAGUGUUGGGUUGUAAUGUGGAUUUGUGUCGCGCCAAAUGGAAGAAUCUACGCUGCAGCUAUCGCCGGCACAACCGCCGCCAGAGCCUGAGCAAGCAGCAAGCCGCACCCUCCCCUGUCCAUCAGUGGUCCUAUGCCGAGGAAAUGGACUUCCUUGGCAAUAUGCAGCGCCGUGACAGCAGCACAAACGAGGAGGAUGACGGGGAUGUGAAGAAGGAAGCGGCGUCGGACCAUUGCCCGGAUUCGGGCAUGUCGUUUAAGAGAGAGACUAUUCCGGCGGACGAAAUGGAGGCGGACAACGAUGCACUGAUGCAGGAAUUCCAGAAUAUGGCCACGCCUCAGGCCCUGCGACGGCUCUCGCAGAGCAUAUCCCUGGCCAGUGCCGCCGCCGAGGAGCGGUCCAUGCCGCAACAAGCGUCCCCAUCCCCGUCCACUAGCGGCUUCGGAUUUGGACAAGGACUGGGACAGGGACUAGGACACGGACUUGGCUUGGGCAUGGGCAUGAACAUGGGAACAGCCGUGGCAGCGGCGGCGGCCAGCGUCUGCCAAUGUGCCAAGCGCGUGGACGAGCAGGUCAACUUUCUGGAGGGGCUGAAACGCGAAGAGCAACAGCUGAUGCAGUCCACCAGCCAAGACCUGGCGCGCUGCAAAAAUGUGCUGCAUGUGGGUGACUCGGACUAUAAUUACCUCAUCAGCUUUAUGCCGCUGAUGAAGCAAAUGACGCCCAUCCAGAACGUUUUCUUUCGGGCCAAGAUGGGAGAGCUCUUGCUGCAGACGAUGCAUCAGCAGCCGCCGGUGCAGCUUCAGCAGCAGCAACGCCAACAGCAACAACCGCAGCAGCAACAUCAACAAGAGGAAUCACAGCCCUCGCAAAUGUUAUUGAACCAGCAGCAGAUGGCCUUGGACCAGGCGGAAUUGCAGUAACAUUCGCGAGUGCAGCGAAUAGUGGGAGAGGGAAACAGCAAGACAGCGAGAGAGAGACAGAGAGAGAGAGUGAAAUACAAAGAGAGCGCGCACCGGUUGAGUGCGCCUGCCUGUCCAGUGCACUGUGGUCACAAAGUAGAGAUUAAAUGGUUUAGAUGUU